Messenger RNA from Punica granatum (pomegranate), 3401 nucleotides. NCBI's taxonomy places the organism in Eukaryota, Viridiplantae, Streptophyta, Magnoliopsida, Myrtales, Lythraceae. The record is from RefSeq and is a predicted model, not a curated record.
UCUCUCUCUCUCUCUCUCUCUACACUCUCUAGUGGUCAGUCAGUCAGAGCCAAAGUCCAAGAAAGGAAAAGCAUCAGCUCACAAGAAACACAGACACAUAGAGAGAGAGAGAGAGAGAGAGAGCGCGCAAGGAAGGAAUGGCUGCUGCUACAGCUACUGCUGCUCCGGCGACGCCCUUCGGGGAGGAGAGGACCCUUCAGGAGGAGCUCUCCUCCCCGAUCAUCUUAGCUGACCGGGUCAUUAAGCUUGCUCAGGAGGCUGAAACCACCCGCCCCGAGUGCUCCGACCUCGCCGACCAGACCGACCGCCUCUCCCAGCUCCUCCGCUCCGCCGUCCGCCUUACCUCCUCCACCCCCUCCCUCUACGAGCGCCCCGUCCGCCGCAUCGUCUCCGACAUCUUCAAGAACCUCGAGAAAGCCCUAACCCUCGUCAAGAAAUGCAAGAAGCACGGCUCCGGCGUCCUCCGCCAGGUCUUCGCCAUCGCCACCACCACCGACUUCCGUAAGGUCCAGUCCCUGCUGGAGUCCUCCAUUGCGGACAUGAAAUGGCUGCUCUCUAUCUUCGAGUCAGACGGUGCCAAUCUUGCUCUUCCCCCGAUCGCCAGCAAUGACCCGAUCCUCGCGUGGGUCUGGUCUUACAUCGCUACGAUUCAGAUGGGCCAGCUCAAGGACCGAGUUGAUGCAGCCAAUGAGCUCGCUUCACUCGCUCGCGACAACGAAAGGAACAAGAAGAUGAUUGUUGACGAGGGUGGAACUCAGCCCCUGUUGAAGCUGCUGAAAGAAGGGGGCCUGCCCGAUGCCCAAAUUGCUGCAGCAAAUGCUUUGUUCAACCUUGGGACGGAUCAAGAGCGGGUGCGGAUCAUUGUUCGGGAGCUUGGGAUCCCGACUAUUGUCCAUGUUCUAGCUGAUUCCCCUAUGAGGGUUCAGGUUUCCGUGGCUAAUUUGGUGGGCCAGAUGGCUGAGCUGGACAAUGUAGCUCAGGAGGAGUUUGCUCGAGAGAACGUGAUUAAGCCAUUGAUCACACUACUCUCGAUGGACACCGCCUUGGACGACCCGAAGAUUCAGGCAGGUAGAACGAGCAUUCAUUCCCUUGUUCAGAUUAACAAGGAGUUGGGGGGGAAACCGAAGUCGCUGAACAAUUACUCCAGUUUGAAUUCCUCGUUCUCGUCCCAUUCCGAUGGUAGCAGCAGGGGCGGGCAUCACAGGAAGGAGAGGGAGGUGGAGACCCCUGAAAUGAAGCUCAAGCUUAAGGUCAGUUGCGCUGGGGCUCUGUGGAGGUUGUGUAGGGGCAGUCUGGUGAACAGCAGGAAGAUUACCGAGACAAAAGGGUUGCUUUGUUUGGCUAAGAUUAUCGAGGUGGAGAGAGGGGACUUGCGAUUCAACUGCUUGAUGACCGUGAUGGAGGUGGCGGCUGUGGCAGAAUCAAAUCCUGAUCUUAGGCGAGCAGCUUUCAAAACGAACAGUCCUGCUGCUAAGGCAAUUCUGGAACAGCUGUUGAGGAUUCUUCAGGAAGAGAAUGAUCCCGAGUUAUUAAUUCCCGCCAUAAGGUCAAUUGGUUCUUUAGCUAGAACUUUUCCGACAAGGGAAACUCGCAUUAUCAAGCCGUUGGUUACACAGCUUGGACAGAGACAUGUGGAUGCAGCGAUCGAAGCAGCAAUCGCCCUUGGGAAGUUUGUCUGUCCUGAGAAUUUUAAUCACUUGGAGCACUCAAAGGCGAUAAUUGAAUUCGAUGGCGUGCCUCCCUUAAUGAGAUUGUUAAAGACAAGCGAUCGUGCUCAGAUUUACGGGCUUACAUUGCUCUGUUAUCUUGCCCUUCAUGUUGGGAACAGUAGUGCCCUUGAGCAAGUACGGGCACUGAAUGUGCUCGAGACGUCAGCACGUUCCGUAGUGUCUCAGCGCCCCGACCUUAGGGAGGUUUUUGCGAAAGCAAUUCAUCAACUCACUCUCUUUCAAGCGGGAGGUCACCCACACAGACAGCCCCAUGCUCUGUAAUCAGAAUUCUUUGACCCAAAAUUUUAUUCUUCCACAUAGAUCGGUCUGUUUGUCGUGUAUGAUAGACUUCAACUACAGAGGAGAAUGUGCAUUUGUAUUCAGAGGAGAUUGGGCUUGAUAGAAUGAAGAAGCUGUUCUCUUACAUUGUUAAUCCUCAUGCUUUAUAAUUGGAUCCAAGUAAUUCAGUUGAAUUACUUCCUGUGAUUUUCAAUGUUUGCCAGAUCCUGCUACCUACUCCUAUCUCUGCUUUUUAUAUCGUCUUGUAGCUUCUGCCUUGGCUUUCUUCGACUUCACUGCUCCUAAUGGAAAUCCUUGCUUAUACCCUUCUUUCUACUUGCUGCUGAUUUAUCUGCUUCGAUCUAAUCUGUGAUACUGUGAUAGAAUUUUGUAUGCUUACAUCGUAUCUGGUUUUGGACAGCAUAUAUUCAGCGAUAUAUCCUUCCGUUUUAAAUGAUAUCAUGCUCUUAUCGGCCAGUCCUGCACAUUGACUUCAUAAGCUUGGGUAAGGAUCUAUUGCCGAAUCACCUUCUACCAUUUCAGCACUUCCUUCAUCAGCAGGGGGAUUUCUUCAUUGAUUUUUCAUCUGCUUAAUUUAUAGUGUUGUUUCAGUUUUCAUGUCAUGAUGCUUAGCGUUGGCUUACCCAAUUGUUUCAGUUGAGGAUUGAGCCAUUAAUAAUAGUUCCAUGGACUGACCGAAUCAUGAAAAGUGUAACUAGCAGAUGCAUCAGUAAUAUCUUUCCAGACCAUCGCUCUGGUAAAUUCGAAAAACAGCUUUUCUUCAGCGGGAAGUUACUGGUAACUUCUUCUCGAUGGAAUAUAUGAUUGGUUUACUGACAUUUCAGGAGCUCUUUUGUUUUGAGCUUUUUGUUAGCGCAGCAUGAACUAAUGAGUCUUUUAUCUCUUUUUCAAUAUUCGGUUCUCUCUUUAAAAGCUUGCUUUCAUCGUUAGCUGGUUUAUCGGUGAGAAUAUCUCUCAUAAGAGAGUAAUGUCUUUGUAGAGGCAAAGGCUGAUAUAUAGUCUCAAAACCACCAGUGUAUAUACGAAAUCUCUGUUACUCAUAAGUCUCGGUUGAUACAGUGUGAACCGUGAGUUCGAGAUGGUCGGUCCGGCCUGCUCAGAUUGAUCGGGACUCGGGAACACCCUCUUCUUCCUCGGUUCGAUGGAAAAACAAAUUGGUCUGGCCUCGAAGAAAAUUCACCUUCGAUGCUGAUGAGUGAGUAACUUCAGCUUCUGAUGCUCAAAGUACAUCGAUGGUUUUGCGAGUUUUUAUGGGCGAUAUAUGGCCAAAGUUCAUUUAUAUGGGGCUUUCCUUUUUCUGAUUUGUGUUAAUAAUAACGUGCAAUGUACUGUAAUUGGUGUCGACUCCUAUCAUACAUGACAGUGCCUCGUAUAAUAUCCGUCGAGCUGCAA